UACACCCCCGCGGGCAGCAAAAGAAGCAAAGCACCAGAGGAGCGGAGCUCAUCCUCAUCAUCAGAGUUCGACCUGACUCGGCUUUGGGACCUUAGGGAUGGAUUCAGCAGAGGAGGUAAGAGGAACCCGUUGACCCGAUCGCUGGUGUUCCUUCCUGCCCGGCCCGAAGCCCUCUUCGAUGUGUUGAAAUCCGUACGCCUGAGCUGAUAGCCAGAGGGUUGACGAGGAGGAGUAGGAGACGACGACGACGAAGGAUAAGGAAGGAGAAGAGCGAGAGUUCGAUACGAGAGGCAUUGUGGAGUGCCUUCUUCGCUGCCGCCAGCUCCUCCGCGCCUGGUUGAUUCAACGAGCCCGCAGUGGACUUUAGAAAAUGAGGAACGCUAAGGAAGAGGCAUCUAGUAGUGCUGCACAAGCCAUUGAGCUGAUUUCAGCAGUUAAGGAGUUGCAAAGGCUUAGCUCUCAGGAGCUUAAUAAAUUAUUGAGGGAGUCUGAAAAUUUUACAGUUCACUGCCAAGCUGAAAAUGGACUUGUCAUAAAGGUUGAUAUGGAAAAAUUUGUCGGUCUUCUUCCUCUGCACCUUAUGGCUGUGUUAGUGUCAGUUGAAAGAGAUCAGGCCCUGUUCAGAUAUUUUUUAUGUGGUCUAAGACUUUUGCAUUCCUUAUGUGAACUAGCACCUCGACAUAACAAGAUUGAGCAGAUUUUGCUGGACGAUGUUAAACUAUCAGAACAAUUGAUUGAUCUUGUAUUUUAUUCGCUCAUUGUGCUUAGUGGAUACAAGCAGGAAGUAAAUGAUUCAGGUGCCAUGCCUCUCUUACAUUCGGUACUGGUAGCUUGCAGUCUACAUCUCUUGACAGGAUUUAUAUCCUCGCAGUGGCCAGAUCUUGUGCAUGUAUUGCUUGCACAUCCUAAGAUUGAUAUUUUCAUGGAUGUAGCCUUCCGAGCAGUUUGUGUAGUCUGUAGGUCUCUUUCAAUCAAGCUGUCUGGUCAACAUACUGGUUUUUGUGUUCCAUCAGACUUGACGACUGAGCAAAUAAUUAAGUAUCUUUGCCAGCAAUGUGAGGCGUCCUUACAAUUUCUUCAUUCAUUAUGCCAGCAUAAGACAUUUCGUGAGCGCCUCUUGAGAAACAAGGAAUUGUGUGGUAGAGGAGGUGUCCUCAUACUGGCCAGAACUAUCCUGAAGUCAGAAAUAUCCCCAUCUUUCAGUGGGUUCUGCAAGGUUAUAGCUGCAACAUCUAGGUUGAAAGCUAAAGUGUUAUCAAUUCUUUUGCAUCUUUGUGAAGCAGAGAGCGUUUCAUACUUGGAUGAAGUUGCACUCUGUCCUGGAAGUCUUGAUCUUGCAAAAUCAGUAGUAAGAGAGGUUCUGAACCUUCUCAAGAGUGCAGUUGGCAAAGGUUACAAGGAUUCCGGUUUACCUUCAGACCGGAGUUGCCCGUGUGGGCUGUUGCAGCUCAAUGCUAUGCGCCUGGCGGAUAUUUUCUCUGAUGAUUCGAAUUUCAGAUCCUACAUCACAACACUUUUUACCGAAGUUCUGACUGCAAUAUUUUCCAUCUCUCAUGGUGAUUUUUUAUCCUGUUGGUGUUCUUCUGAUCCCCCAGUGAGGGAAGAGGAUGCAACUCUGGAGUAUGAUUCAUAUGCUUCAGCUGGAUGGAUGUUGGAUGUGACUUCAGCAUCAUCACAUACUGUUAGCGAAAAAAACUUGGAAUUUGGGUUGGUCCCUAGUAACCUUCCCCAGGCUUCAUAUGCACAUCAGCGAACAUCUCUAUUUGUGAAGAUAAUUGCGAAUCUCCACUGCUUUAUUCCCAGCAUCUGUGAGGAGCAGGAGAGAAAUCUGUUCCUUCGCAAGUUUCUGGACUCCUUGCUGGGUAAUGUAGCUCCAGGAGUAUCUCAUGCUAACCGAACUGAGAAGGCUUCCACUGUUUGCACAAAUCUUCGUUCAUUGUUGAGUCAUGCUGAAUCUUUAAUUCCUACCCAUUUGAAUGAGGAAGACGUACAGCUUUUAAGGGUCUUCUCCAAUCAAUUGCAUUCGUCUCUGGUCGAAGAAAAUGGAGUCAAGUUUCAGGACAGCAAACAUGGUGGGCCAGCAUCUUUGGAUACCUUUGCAAAACUCAGAAUAGAUGAUCAUCAGGGGGUUCAAAGUUCAGCAGGAUGCUCCAAUGUACUUAGUAGUAGGAGUAACAAGAAAGAGGGACUGUCUGUCAAUUCGGCUUUCCAGAGUUUGGAUAAUUUUUAUGUCAGAAACAAGCAUUCGGGUGAGGACGAAGGUAAAACUGGUGACAGUGGGGUAGGAGUAUCAAGAGAGCCUGAUAAGGAUGUUCAGAUCAUUGAAACAAGUGGUUCUGAUUCAAGUUCGGUGAAAGGGAAAAAUUCCGUUGAUCAAAUGGAGAAUGGUGAUUCUGCAAAGCCGGGCAGGCGUAAGGGAAGUAGGUUGGUGGGAGUUCAGGAGGAUGACAAGGUUGAAAGUACUCAGGGUGAAGAGAAACAGCGGAAGAAAAGAAAGCGCACCAUUAUGAAUGAAGAGCAGAUAGCAAUGAUUGAGGAAGCUCUUGUGGAUGAACCGGAGAUGCAGAGAAACGCAGCUCUGGUUCAAUCAUGGGCCGACAAAUUGAGUUCUUACGGCUCUGAGGUGACGAGUUCGCAGCUGAAAAACUGGCUAAACAAUCGCAAGGCAAGGCUUGCCCGUGCUGCUAAAGACACUCGAGCACCACCCGAGGUCGAGAACAAUGCACGGGACAAGUCCGAGUCACCGGAGAGUCCAGCUAUAAAUGAGUCGUAUGUCUCGUCUGGCUCCAGAGGACGCCCAAGAAGUGCUUCAAGAAGCGCCACUGAGAAAACCGAAACCUUCUCAAGGUUUGAACCUGGGCAGCAGGUUGCCCUCGUAGAUUCACAUGGGGAUGAAGUCGCCAAAGGUGCUGUGGUCCAGGUGCGGGGUUCAUGGUUCGAUAGGAGCCUAGACGAGAUGGAGACAUACGUUGUGGACAUCACAGAGCUCAAAGCUCGGAGGUGGCUCAGGCUUCCUUACCCAUCCGAAGCAACAGGCAACUCUUUCGAUGAGGCAGAAGCAAAGCUCGGGACGAUGAGAGUUUUGUGGGAUUCAAAUAAAAUACUCAAUCGACCCAACAAGUGAGACCUUAAAUUUUGCUCGGAGUCCAUAAGGCACUCCGCAUGUAGCUUCAAGUGUUUUAACUAGAGCAGGAACAUAGAGUUAGGCUACUCAUGUAAGUUGAUUUGCCCCAUCUUUCGAAUAAAGUUCUUCAUCCUCAUCAGCGGAUUGCUCA
This is a messenger RNA of Punica granatum (pomegranate), 3275 nucleotides long. Lineage: Eukaryota; Viridiplantae; Streptophyta; Magnoliopsida; Myrtales; Lythraceae. The record is from RefSeq and is a predicted model, not a curated record.